AUGCGCCUCCGAGAAAAUCUAAUCUCAUGCGGUGCGAAGAGGCCUAACGUCGAAAUUUUGCCGCCAAAUAAAUCAAAUUUGGUGUACGUGGAGCAUAUCAGUGUGAUGAUAUAUUUGCAAAGUAAACAAGGCGCCUCACCUCCAUCUUAUUCAACUGAAUACACGAUUUGUCACUCGGAAAUAAUUACGUUCGAGUCAGUAACCCGGGCGUGCGUUAUUGAUGGGCUCGCGCGGCGCGGCGGCGGCGCCGAGACGCGCGGGAAGUGGGUCAGGGAGGAGCGAGGGACGCGCAGCCGCUCCACACUGCGCCCUCAACCCUCAGCCAUGGCGGACGCGCCGCCCGAAGUCCUCGAGCUCAACGUGGGCGGCGUGCACUACGCCACGACGCGCGACACGCUGCUGCGCGAGCCGGACUCGCUGCCCGCCGCCGCGCUGCAGGACCCCGACCAUCCGCGCGACGCCCGCGGACGUAUUUUCUUCGAUCGCGACGGUGUACUCUUCCGUUAUGUUUUGGAUUAUCUGCGAGACGGCGGCCUCGUACUUCCGGAGUGCUUCAGGGAACACAAACGUCUAACUCGUGAAGCUAAACACUACAGGCUCGCGGGACUCGAGAACGCCGUUCGAGAUGCAGAUCCGCGUCCUCCUAACCGCGAGAAAGGCUGCAUCACUGUCGGCUACCGAGGAAGCUUUGCGUUCGGCCGCGACGGCCUGGCCGAUGUCAAGUUCCGCAAGCUGUCACGUAUCCUCGUAUGUGGAAAGGUGAACCUAUGCCGUGAUGUGUUCGGAGAAACCCUGAACGAGUCUCGAGAUCCUGACCACGGACUGGCUGACAGGUACACAUCUCGUUUCUUCUUAAAGCACUCGUUUAUCGAGCAGGCUUUCGAUAUGCUGCAAGAGAACGGCUUCAAGCUGACCGCCAGCUGCGGCAGCGGCACCGCCGGCGGCGCCGCCGAGCUCAAGCCUGGAGUGGAUUCCGAAGAAAAUCGCUGGAACCACUACAACGAGUUUGUUUUCACGCGCGAGUAAAUAAUGCGUUUACUCAGAAUGUGAUAAUUGUCUGCUGUUGAUCGGAGGCUUAAAAAUAUUUCAAUCGUUAGAAGAAUGUUUAAGAGUAUUGUUUUCGUAAUGCAGCUCUCGUAUAUCCAGAGAUAGAAGUAAUGUAACUUUGAAGUUCUCGUAAGUCGUUCGCAAUAUUUGCGUACAAAGUAAAGCUUAAAACUAUUUCUUGUCAUAUUUAUAUUGAAUUCAUAAUCGCCGGUCACCUUAAAUGGUCGGCGAACUACAAGGAUGAUAGAUGUCGGCAAUAAGCCGCUGAAAAAGAAAAGUUCAAGUAAAUGUUUAAUGAUUAUGUAGAUAAUGAACCUAAGCUGUAAUCAUGUAACAAAUAGGUAGUGUUAAAUGUAAAAAUAUUAAAUAUAGUAGUUAAUUACCUCCUCUAGGGCUAAUUUCGUGUACCGUGUACUAUUUCUAUCGUAUUUUUCAAAUUAUUUUAUAAUCAGAUUUUAAUGAAUGAUGUUUCAUAAUGUAUUUUGAAAAACGUGAGUGGGCCAUCGUUUUUGAUAAAGAAAUUGCCAAAUUAUAAUAAAACGUUAACGUUAUGUAUUUUAUACCGUAGCUCUGAGUUACAGCAUCUGUUACUUAUUAUAAUUUACAGGUACCCUUGUACCACGUGAUGUGUUGUGAUGAAUAAGUUUUUCCUUACUCGUCAUGUAGUUUUAAGAAUAUUGAAAUUCAAAUGUGUUUGUAGGAUAUUGCAACAUGAGCGCGUGUGAAAUGUACCUUGAACAAAUAGAAUGUUAAUAGUUGAAGUAUUAGUAAAGUCUCUAGGGAGUAUAACCUAGCGAGAGAAUUAAAUGUGAAACUUUUAUGUAACAAGUUAAAGACGUAUAAUGAGUGGAAAAGGACUGGAUUUAUUCUCAGAUUUCAGUGCAAGACUUGAGGGAGAAUAAUCUGCGCGUCGGACAAGUUUUAAUAGUUCGUCUUUCGAAUUUAGUUUAUUUCCAGUAUAGUUUAAAUUUAAAUAUUUGUGUAUGCAAUCCUCCUCGGUCACAACGUUGCUAAGUCGAGUUAAGCGAUCGCAGCCAUAUCAUUAGAACCUAGAUAUUUUAAGCUGAACUUCCACGAAUAUCUUCCUGAGGCCUUUAUGGAGUUUAAAACGAUAACUUUUAGUGACAGAGAGGUACGGAGCUAUACAGACAAAUAGCUUCAUCUCUUUUUCACAGUGCAAAAAACAUGGUUUUAAAAUCUUCAUAAUAGAUCCCCUGCUUAAAAAAAGUAGGUAGCCAUAUUCUGUAGCCAAUCUCUUCAACUUGGAUUUAUGGUAAACACCAAACUAAGAGUGUAUGCGUUAAUUAUGCGAAUACCUUAUUGUAAUAGGAAGAGUCGAUCGAUGUAAGUCGUUGUUAACGCGCUUAAAAUUAUAGUUAUAGCGUUAGAUUGACAUAUACCCAAAUAUUUAUUAAAAAAAAAGGUUUAAUAUGAUUUCAUUUCACAUUUGCUGAUAUUAAUUGUAUCAUUUAAAGUUGCUUCGUUAUUUCUGACGCAAUAAUCAUAUUUGCCUUACUUUCGUUGAUGCAAUAACUUCGAGUUGUACUUCUAAAAUUCUUUAAUAUUGUAAGUAAACUUAUAUUUUUAUUAAAAAUAAAUGUAACCGAUCAUAUAAGUAGAGUAAUGUAUCAAAUUUUGUUAUAGGAUGGAUGUAUUAUUGUGUUUAGAGACUUUAGUUAAUGUUAGAUAAUGUAAUAUUUAUUUGACCGUUUUACUCUUGGCUAAUGGGUACUUAAAGAAUCCGUUGGGUUGUUAUAUUUAUUUGAGUUCUCCUCGUUUUCGUCUGGAGAAAGAACAGUGGUGAACCUGGACUCGAAAUACUAUGUAGGAUUUCUAAAAGAAUAGUUUUGAAAAUAAAUUUAGAUAAAAAUUA
This is a messenger RNA of Trichoplusia ni (cabbage looper), 2920 nucleotides long. It is a transcript of the gene Ktl, whose product is annotated as BTB/POZ domain-containing protein KCTD12. Bases 1 to 1026 code for a protein of 341 amino acids. Lineage: Eukaryota; Metazoa; Arthropoda; Insecta; Lepidoptera; Noctuidae. Gene Ontology annotation, biological process: protein homooligomerization. The transcript is spliced from 2 exons. The record is from RefSeq and is a predicted model, not a curated record.